AUGCGCAAGAAAGGACAAGCGAGUGAAGAAGGUGGAGGGGAAGAAUGCGACGGAAUUUGGGGGAGAAGCAACACGCGCCCGUCCGCUAACCCCGAACGGUCGACGCGUUUUGCAUACUUCACCCACCUCGCUCGACUCGCUGCUCUUGCUUCAUCGCCGUCCACCAUGGAAGAAGAAGAUCCCGUAUCCGAUGUUUCCAAACAAUCUCUGGAUUCAACUUUUAUCCCUCCCAGUGUAGACACCGCUCGUCUACUGGCUGGCGAGUCCUACGCCUAUUACACGCCAUGCCCGACGGCAGUCAUCCCUCAAGAUAUAUCACCCACUACGCGCGAUCAAGUCCAGACUACACCCUGUGUUUUGGGCAUUGAUGAAGCCGGCCGAGGUCCCGUUCUUGGACCCAUGGUGUACAGCGCCUUUUUCUUGCCCAGCGAACUUCACCAUUCCCUGUUGGCUCGCGACCACAGCUUUGACGACAGCAAGGCGCUGACUCCUGGGGUGCGCGCAAACCUAAUGCGGUGCUUGAAUACCCCGGGGCACCCAUUAUUCCAGUCGUGUGGAUACGCAAUCAAACUGUUAUCUGCUCGCGAUAUAUCCUCGGGCAUGAUGCGGCCCGGCGCCGCGGCCUACAACCUAAACGCGCAAGCAAUGGACGCGACAAUCGAGAUCGUCCGCGGUGUGGUCGAAGACCGAGGGAUAGAUGUACGCGAGGUCUACAUUGACACAAUCGGCAACCCCGCCACCUAUCAACAAAAGCUGGAGCGAAUCUUUCCAUCCUUGAAGAUCACGGUGGCCAAGAAGGCGGACUCAUUAUACCCGUGUGUGAGCGCUGCCAGUGUGGCAGCCAAGGUGACCCGUGAUGUGGCUCUAGAGGUCUUAUACGAGGCAGUACUUCGUGCCCAACAGCCACUCGACGACACGUCUAACCCUGGUUGGGGCAGUGGUUAUCCCUCAGACUCCAAGUGUGUCGGCUGGCUCCGACGAAACAUGGAUCCUGUUUUCGGAUGGGGUAAUGAGUGUCGAUUCAGUUGGGGUACGGCGAAGGAGAUGCUCGAGCUGAAAGGAGGUGCGCGCGUGGACUGGCCGGCCGAGGAGGACGAUGGGGGCACGCGGCUCAGCGAAUUUUUGCUGGCGUCGGGCCCGGGAAAGAGCUCUACUCGAGAAGGACUACGGGAUUGGUAUGGUCAUAAGCAAGCAGAGAUCCUCUGA
Molecule: messenger RNA, 1206 nt
Organism: Penicillium alfredii
Lineage: Eukaryota; Fungi; Ascomycota; Eurotiomycetes; Eurotiales; Aspergillaceae
Product: ribonuclease H2 catalytic subunit RNH201
Exons: 1
Coding region: 1-1206 (401 amino acids)
Biological process (GO): mismatch repair; DNA replication, removal of RNA primer
Cellular component (GO): ribonuclease H2 complex
Molecular function (GO): RNA-DNA hybrid ribonuclease activity; RNA binding
Source: RefSeq, a predicted model, not a curated record